Molecule: messenger RNA, 807 nt
Organism: Eruca vesicaria subsp. sativa (arugula)
Lineage: Eukaryota; Viridiplantae; Streptophyta; Magnoliopsida; Brassicales; Brassicaceae
Source: the annotation of a GenBank genome assembly
AUGUGUUCUGUAAAAAGUCUGUCUCAGAGGAAGAUUAUGCAUUUCUUCCGAAUUGAGAAGCAUAUCUAUGUAACGGAACAGCCAGAAGAGUUGAUUCAAGAAGAGCCAAUAAAGCCCAAGAAACGAUCUCGCCCUUUGACUAUGAAGAAGAGAAGGAGAAGACUGUUACCUUUUGUUCCAUCAAAAGAUUCUCGUCAGAGAUCUGCACAACUGAGAUCACUUGCAUCUGCUUUAACAAACUUGAAUAUAAAGUACACCAACGACUUGACUUAUGUUCCAGGGAUGGCUCCUCGGUCUGCUAAUCAGGCCAUGUUCGAGAUUGGUGGGGUGCAGGUGCUUCCGAAAGAAGAUUUCGAGACAUUGGAACAGUGUCGAGCUAUGCAUAAACUAGGAGAAUACCCUCCUCUUGUUGUCGUAGAAGAUCAGUUUGAAGGUUACACAGUUGAAGCAGAUGGUCCAAUUAAGGACUUCACACUCAUAGCUGAGUAUACAGGAGAUGUUGAUUACUUGAAGAACCGUGAAAAUGACGAUUGUGACAGCAUCAUGACUCUCCUUCUAUGUGAAGAUUCAUCGAAAUCUCUUGUCAUCUGCCCUGACAAGUAUGGAAACAUAUCUCGCUUCAUCAGUGGCAUCAACAAUCACAAUAGGUUUAGCAAGAAGAAGCUUAACUGUAAAUGCGUGAGGUAUAGCAUAAAUGGAGAAGUUCGAGUUCUUAUAGUGGCUACUCGCGAUAUCGCGAAAGGGGAAAGGCUCUACUAUGACUACAAUGGUUAUGAAUAUCAGUAUCCUACUCAUCACUUCCUAUGA